AUGGAACCAAAUACAUCUAGUAAACCUGAAAGUAAGGCUGACGACCUAAUCAACUAUGAUGAUGCCGUGAGUUAUUGGUCAUCUGUCCCUGCCACAGUUAAUGGCGUCUUGGGAGGAUUUGGCGAAACUACUCCUGUGCCCAAGGCCGACGUGUCAGGGUCUAUGGGUUUUGUUAGAAGAUUAGGACCCAGUUUAAAAAUUGGGGAGGGCCGUGUAAAAUAUGGUCUUGACGUUGGAGCUGGUAUUGGGCGUGUUACUCGCGAUUUUCUUUCAAAAGUAUGCGAUAAGGUUGAUCUUCUUGAACCUGUCGAGCCAUUUGUUAAAGAAGCACAUAACCAACUUGCUCCUUUGAAACAAGAAGGCAAGAUUGGAGAAAUAUUCCAGCUAGGCAUCCAAGAUUUUGAGCCUGAAGAAGAUAAGUACUGGCUAAUUUGGUGCCAAUGGUGCGUCGGUCAAGUACCCGAUAAUAUUCUUGUGGAAUUUUUAAAGAAAUGCCAAAAGUCUCUUCAGAAAACAGGCGGAAUGAUUGUUGUUAAGGAGAAUAAUAGCCCUGUGGCUGAUGACUUCGAUGAGACUGAUAGCUCUGUCACACGCACUGACGAAAGCUUUCGAAGAAUUUUUAAAGAAGCAGGUCUUCGACUGAUUAUGACUGCACUCCAAAAAGGAAUGCCUAGGGGCAUCUAUCCCGUAAGAAUGUACGCGUUGAAGCCUGACAUCCAACUGCAACAAUAG
Messenger RNA from Magnusiomyces paraingens, 732 nucleotides. RefSeq lists its product as uncharacterized. The record is from RefSeq and is a predicted model, not a curated record. Gene Ontology annotation, molecular function: N-terminal protein N-methyltransferase activity. NCBI's taxonomy places the organism in Eukaryota, Fungi, Ascomycota, Dipodascomycetes, Dipodascales, Dipodascaceae. Bases 1 to 732 code for a protein of 243 amino acids. Gene Ontology annotation, cellular component: cytoplasm. Gene Ontology annotation, biological process: N-terminal protein amino acid methylation. The transcript has 2 exons.